CUACACACUAAUAUAAUCCAGUACAUUAUAAGAGCUAUUAUUGCAAUGCGUUGGAUAAUUUGGUUUCUAAUAAAUUUUAUAUUCGUUGUGGUAAUUAAUGGCGACAUAUAUAACGAUCAGGGUUACCACAAAGCUGUUGGGAUAUCCAGGGCUUACAAGCUAAUGAGUGAGGAAGGAUACAUUACAAGAAUUGUAGGGGGCAAAGAAGUAACUUCUACAACUUUGUACCCGUACCAAGCUGGCAUUGUUAUAACCCUCGCUACUGGCCAAACAUCGCUAUGUGGAGGAGCCCUCAUCUCCAACACGAAAGUCGUAACAGCAGCCCAUUGUUGGUGGGAUGGCCAGACCAAGGCUAAGCAGUUCACCAUAGUUCUGGGCUCUGUCAAGAUAUUCACUGGUGGUACCAGGAUCAUCACCAACGAUGUUACCGUCCACCCUAACUGGAACACGAAGGACAUUACCAAUGAUAUUGCUAUGGUUAAGAUAUCCAAAGUCACUUAUAGCAGUAGCAUCCAAGCAGUUUCACUGCCAACAACUGCUGACGCGAAUGAGAAUUUUGCUGGAUUGCAAGCUGUGGCCACAGGGUACGGCAAGACGAGAGAUGCGCAAAACGGUUUUCCGAGCACAACAUCUUUGCAUCACAUAAACCUGAAUAUCAUCUCGAAUACCGCCUGCCAGAAGAGCUUCGAUAUUCCUCUACAUGCGAGCCAUAUGUGCACCAAUGGCGCUGGUAAAGUCGGUACUUGUGAUGGUGACUCCGGAGGCCCACUGACUGUAAUGAGGAAAAAUAAACGAACUUUGGUCGGCAUAGUGUCGUUUGGUUUAGCAGACGCUUGCCAAUCCGGAUACCCGUCGGUGUAUACCCGGGUGACAUCGUUCCUAACCUGGAUACAGUCCAAUCUCUUAACCAAAUAACUACUACUGCAUUUUUAAACAUUAUAUUCUGUUUUACUCUACACAGUUCUACAUCAUUUCAGGAAUUGUUUUUGCGUGCGAGAAAGAAACUAAAUCUAUGCCCUUUUAAAGUAACAAAUUUCCGUACUAAAAAAUGAUUUCUCGAUUGCGAGCGAAUGAAUCUUGUUCUAAGGCUAGGGAGAAGAGCGGGAAUAUUUGGUUGUUGAUAACGAUUUGUUAAAUUAAAUGCACUUUAUCCAUGUCGAA
This is a messenger RNA of Pararge aegeria (speckled wood butterfly), 1161 nucleotides long. RefSeq names its product brachyurin-like. The transcript has 5 exons. The annotation marks the transcript as partial. NCBI's taxonomy places the organism in Eukaryota, Metazoa, Arthropoda, Insecta, Lepidoptera, Nymphalidae. The record is from RefSeq and is a predicted model, not a curated record. Gene Ontology annotation, biological process: proteolysis. Gene Ontology annotation, molecular function: serine-type endopeptidase activity.